Messenger RNA from Tarenaya hassleriana, 2835 nucleotides. Its product is annotated as putative phospholipid:diacylglycerol acyltransferase 2. The record is from RefSeq and is a predicted model, not a curated record. The transcript is spliced from 7 exons. Gene Ontology annotation, biological process: lipid metabolic process. Gene Ontology annotation, cellular component: cytoplasm. NCBI's taxonomy places the organism in Eukaryota, Viridiplantae, Streptophyta, Magnoliopsida, Brassicales, Cleomaceae. The coding region runs from base 452 to 2587 and encodes 711 amino acids.
ACACACAGAGAACAUUUUUUUUUUUUUUUUUUUGCUGAGAACAAUUUGAACGAAGAAGAUCAGAGAAUCAGGCAAACCCAUACUAUCUUGUUCUUGUCCCUUCUUCAUCAUCUGUCACAUCUUUCUCCACUCUUUCUUCUCCUUCUUCUCCUUGUUCUUCUUCUUCUUAUAUGUCGGCCUACCACCAUUCAUGGCUUCCCACUAAUCGGCCAUCGAUUCUUUUUUUCAGGGUUUUAGUUUCGAGGGCUUUCAGCUUUUCCCGUGAUUUUCGAUGCCCUUCUUCCAUAAAUGCACAAACUCUAUAUUCUCCGUCAUAAAUUUCGCAAUAUUCUGCCCCCUUUAGUGCUUCCGUCGCGAUUCUCGAGGUUUAAACUCGGAAAUCUUCAGGAUAUGAGCGAGAGAAGUUUCAGAUUCAUACCCAUUUGUUCUUUCGAUCUUAUUUCUUCAUUCAAUGCCAAUAUUCACUCGUAAUUGCAUCUUCGGAGCAAACAACAUGUUGAUGCCUCCAGUUCUCCGAUUCCGAAAACUGCACUUCUUCUCGCCUUCCAAAGAACCCUCUGUCUCGCCCGAAGGAUCCCAGAUUACACCCGACGAGGAUAACACUGUCCCUGCGCCCAAACACCCCCUUCCAUCAUGCGCCGGCAAAAGCAAGAACCCCAAGGAACGGACACCGAAACGGCGCCGUCCCAGGGAAUGGAGGUGCAUCGACACCUGUUGUUGGGCCAUUGGCUACUUCUGCACGGCCUGGUGGCUCCUCCUCUUCAUCUACCACUCCCUGCCGGUUCCGGCGAUGCUUCAGCCGCCGGAAUCGCCGGGGACCAGGUUGAGACGCGACGGCGUCACGGCGGUUCAUCCGGUGGUUCUGGUCCCCGGAAUCGUCACCGGAGGUCUCGAGCUCUGGGAGGGCCGUCCUUGCUCUGAAGGGCUAUUCCGUAAACGUCUCUGGGGAGGUUGGUUCACGGAGAUCCUCAGACGGCCAUUGUGUUGGUUGGAGCACUUGUCUUUGGACGGCGAAACCGGUCUGGACCCGCCGGGAAUUCGGGUCCGAGCUGUCCCGGGGCUGGUUGCUGCCGAUUAUUUCGCCCCCGGUUAUUUCGUGUGGGCGGUUCUUAUCGAGAAUUUGGCGAAAAUCGGGUAUGAAGGCAAGAAUCUGCACAUGGCUGCUUAUGAUUGGAGGCUCUCUUUCCAUAACACUGAGAUUCGGGACCAAUCGUUUAGUAGACUGAAGAGCAAAAUCGAGCUUAUGUACAUAACAAACGGGUAUAAGAAAGUGGUGGUGGUUCCACAUUCAAUGGGCUCUAUCUAUUUCCUUCACUUCCUUAAAUGGGUCGAAGCUCCUCCACCCGAUGGAGGCGGUGGUGGACCAACUUGGUCAGCCGACCACAUCAAAGCCGUUGUCAACAUCGGAGCAACCUUUCUCGGUGUCCCGAAAGCCGUCAGUAACUUGUUCUCCGCCGAGGGUCGGGACAUCGCUUAUGCCAGGGCUUUGGCUCCUGGGCUCUUGGACUCGGAGAUUCUCAAGCUGCAAACGCUGGAACACGUUAUGCGAGUUUCCCGAAGUUGGGAUUCGAUAGUUUCUUUAUUACCUAAAGGCGGUGAGGCGAUCUGGGGGGAUUUAGAUUCUUCGCCAGAAGAAGGACAAGCUUGCAGUUUCUCCACGAAGAAAUCUCCGAAGCUGUCUGAAACCGAUCUCAAUUCUCGGAACAAUAGUGUCAAAUCGGUUUCCCGGGUGAAAGAGCCUACAAAGUACGGAAGAAUAAUCGCUUUCGGGAAACGGGCAUCCGAGCUGCCGUCCUCGCAAAUCCCCAGUCUUAACAUCGAUGAAAUUUCAAGAUCGAGCAGAACUUCGGAUGCGAACUCGUCGUGCGGAGAGAUUUGGACGGAGUACAAUGAGAUGAGCCGAGAAAGCAUGGUCAAAGUAGCGGAAAACACAGCCUACACUGCUACAACCGUUCUUGAUCUUCUCCGGUUUGUCGCCCCGAAAAUGAUGAGAAGAGCCGAGGCUCAUUUCUCUCACGGCAUUGCUGAUGAUCUCGACGACCCGAAGUAUCGCCAUUACAAGUAUUGGUCUAAUCCUCUCGAAACCAAAUUACCCGAUGCACCGGACAUCGAGAUGUACUGCCUAUACGGAGUGGGAAUCCCGACCGAAAGAUCUUACAUUUACAAGCUCUCCUCAACCUCGUCAUCGGGACAAUGCAAGAGCAGUAUCCCCUUCCGGAUAGACAGUUCGGUAGAUGGAGAAACAAAAGAUAGCUGUCUGAAAGGAGGAGUUCACUUCGUAGACGGAGAUGAGAGCGUGCCCGCGAUAAGCGCAGCGUUCAUGUGCGCAAAGGGGUGGAGAGGAAAGACGAGGUUUAACCCGUCGGGAAUGGAAACGUAUGUUCGGGAAUACAAGCACAAACCUCCGGGAAGCUUGUGGGAAGGUCGGGGAAUGGAAAGCGGAGCUCACGUCGAUAUAAUGGGGAACUUCGGGCUCAUUGAGGACGUUUUGAUGAUAGCGGGUGGAGCGUCGGGUCGAGAAAUCGGCGGCGACAGGGUUUAUUCGGACGUGAUGAAGCUGUCGGAAAGGAUUAACGUCAGGUUGUGAAGGAGAGAGAAUUCAGACAAAAGGGUCAGUGAGAUUUUCAUGUCUCUCUCUACUGAAAAAUAACGGAGUCCGAGGAUUUCUGUGGAAUCCCCCAUGGAAUAAAGCAGUUUUGAGUUUUUUUUUUUAAUUUAUUUAAAGAGAAGAGAGACGAAACUGUAGAGAGAACUCUUUCACUGAUCUUUUUAAUUCUAAACUCAAUGGUUCAUCAAAAAAAAAUUCAAAGGGCUGAUGUAAAAAGCCAAGAAACA